ACAAAGAUAGUUGCCACAAAGUCCGUAUUGUUCAUGUUAUUUGCCGGUAUAGUGGAUGUCCUGCUAGGCCGGAAAGCCGACGAAACUAUUAUAAACGAGAGUGAUGUUGCACUAACUAUAACGAAAACAUGCACAACUGUCAAGAAGGCUUAAAUAUGUGGAAAUAAUAUGAUGUUGGGCGCCUGCGCACAGUGGGAGAGUCGCCUCACACACCCACCCCUUCGAUCCUGUCCUUAUCUCACUGCGUUGUUGAGAAAUUGUGACGAAGGACAACGGCGAGUUAUAAGGUAGAGACUGCUUGAUUCCAGACAUUGGGCGGCAGCGCAGAAGUCCCAAGGACGCAGCUAGCCUGAUGCUUAGCUGUGUGCACCCAAACCUUUUUGUUCUCUUCAAGAAACUGUUUGGUGCAGCCCCUGCUGGUGACUCCGAGUCCGAAGCAGACAUGUACAACAACUUUGGUCCUCAGUGGCCUUUUGUCAGACAGAGACAUCCAGCUAGUGCUCAGGGCCUUGAUCAGAAAGUGCGGGCUGAGAGGAUAACGAUCGAGGGGGAUGUACUUAGCUACAGUGAAGAGGAGGAGGAGGAAAGAGUUGGUGUUUACGUUGGAGAGAUGCCAGUAUCUGCAGAGCGUUGUUAUUUUGAAAUCGAGAUAUUGGACAUGGGUGUGCAAGGUGCCAUAUCAAUAGGUCUUUGUUCUGCAAAAUACCCACUACACAAGCUGCCUGGUUGGGCUGCUGACAGUGUUGGAUAUCAUGCAGAUGAUGGAAGAUUAUACAAAGCCCGUCCUAGAGGAGUGGUGUUUGGCCCAAGAUGUGGGGCUGGUGAUCGCAUGGGUUGUGGAAUAAAAUUUGAGCAGAUCUCACCUGAAAAUGAUCCAUCAUCAGUACCAGUUUUCUUCACAAAAAAUGGGAAAGAGGUUGGAUCCGUAAUGGUAAGAGUUCCUCCUGGUGGACUGUACCCUUGUGUAGGGUUGGCAGCAGCUGGUGAUGCUGUCAGACUGUCUCCUCAACUCCUUUGGCCUCCAGAUGAAGACACUCACAUGUCAGUAGAUUCUAUGGAAGAGGAAUGGCUAAGACUGCAUGACAUUCGACUAAAUGGACAGCAGAUGCUGGAGUACUGUGGCCGUGGUAAGAGCCUGGUUGAUGUUGGCCUUGCUCAAGCCCGUACACCAUUAAACACAACUUCGCACUAUUUUGAAAUGGAAAUAGUUGAUCCAGGGCGGUCUGGUUACAUCACCAUUGGAUUGACGAAAAAGGAAUACCCAAAAAAUAGACAUCCUGGCUGGAAUAGAGGGAGUAUUGCUUACCAUGCUGAUGACGGAAGAGUGUUUGCAGGUAGUACAGUGGGCUCCCUCUUUGGGCCAAGAUGUCAGAAAGGGGAUGUCAUGGGUUGUGGCAUUAUAUUUCCCAGAGAUUAUGUUUGCAACUAUGACAGUGAAGGAGGAAGCAUGGAGGAAGAAAGCCCAGAACCUUUGGAAUGUGAGGACUUGCUGGAACAUUUAUUACAGUACCCCCAGCCUGGCCUGCCCCCAGAUUUCUCACCACAGUAUCCACGUCUCCACCAACACCAGCACCACAACCACAUACUCACCACUGAUUCAGAGGAGGAGGAGGAUGACGAUGAAGAUGAUGAGGAAGAAGAGGAGGAUGACUCACUUGAACCUUCACGACAUCAUCCAGUUGGAGGAAAAGUGCAGGUGUUUUUCACAAGGAAUGGCCAGAUGAUCGGCAGGCGAGAGGUUGCUCUCCCCAAAGGAGGGUUUUUCCCCAGCAUCAGUAUGGGAAGUUUGGACGAACGUGUGAGAGUUGAUCUGCGACCAUUGACUGGCUAGUACAUGAAUUGCAUUGCAACACUCAUCUUUCUAUCUCAUACUAUCUUUAUUGACAUAGUGCAGAUUUUUCCUCGAAAGAGUAACAUAUAUGGGUGGUAAACUACAUUUUCUAUUUAUUGUACCACUUUCCAACUCCUUGAAUAUGAUUUACAUAAAUGACAGGAGAAAACAAAAAGAAAAAAAAAAGAAAAAAAUCAAGCCUUACAUUAAACUUCAUUUCUCGUAAUGUGUCCUAUAUUGCAUCUUUACUCACACUUAUAUGUAAACAGUAAUAAGAACAUGGAGAGAGAAAAAAAUGCUUAUUCUUAUAAGUUCAGGGUCAUUUAUGUGUACUGACAAUAAACCCCAAUAUUUUCUA
Messenger RNA from Penaeus vannamei (Pacific white shrimp), 2189 nucleotides. NCBI's taxonomy places the organism in Eukaryota, Metazoa, Arthropoda, Malacostraca, Decapoda, Penaeidae. The record is from RefSeq and is a predicted model, not a curated record.